AGCGAUGGAGGGCCAAGUACGAGAAUUGCUUGGCUUUCUGAGUGCGCCGCAGAUAGAAAUACGAAAAGCGGCGCUCGAAGCGGUGACAGGCUUCACUCCCUCCUCUCAGCCACUGCGCAAAGUCAUACUAGCAUCCCCGACGGCGAUCGAUGCUCUCGGACGAAUCGCUCGAGAAGAUGCAGCAGCGCUCGCGCACGACGCCCUCAAGGCACUCAUCAACCUGUCCGAUCAAGAAUCUGUGCAACGCCAAUGCGGCAACCCCGUCAUGCUCAGCUGGAUCGUUCGUACGAUCGUGUCGAGGACAGCUUUGCUGGCCGAUCUCGCGUGCAUGCUGCUCUCAAAUCUUACCAAGUCUGAGACUGUGGCAGCAAGCCUGUGCAAACUCACGCUGCCUUCGACAUCACCUCAGACGUCCGGCGAUCCAACUCGCGCGCUUGAGCAGCUCGUGCAAGUCUUCUUGCUCGGUGACGACAAGACAUACAACCCACACGCGACUUAUGACUUCCUCGCCAGCGUCGUCGCCAAUAUAUCUCUGCUACCCGCCGGUCGUCUUGCACUCUUGAGGCUUCAACCAGGCCAGCCAAUUCCUUCUGGCAAGGAUCUUUCGGACGUUCCGCUUACCAAGCUGGCUGUCUUCACCGAACAUGCAAGCACGAUCAGACGAGGCGGCGUCGCUAGUAUCAUCAAGAACUGUUGCUUUGUCAAAGAAGCACAUGGCGCGCUUCUGGACGAAUCGUCCGUCAACAUGCUUCCAAAGGUCUUGCUACCGCUCUGUGGCAAUGAGGACUAUGACUUGGACGACUUGGAAAAGUUCCCCACCGAGAUCCAGCUGCUCUCCUCCGACAAGACUCGCGAGCCAGACCCGUACAUUCGACUCACUCACGUCGAAACCUUGCUCCUGCUCUGCACGACCCUGACGGGCCGCGAGCAUUUGCGGCAGAAGAAUGCCUAUCGCGUCGUCAAAGUCCUGCACGAAUCCGAGCAGGACCACGAGGUCGCGGAAGCGGUCGUCAGGCUGGUCAAUCUGCUUAUGCGCGACGAGGGCCCAGACACUCGCAUAGAAGCUGUGCCAGAAGUGGUCGGCUCUGCGACAGUAGAACAUGAGGAAGAGGACGAAGAUCUUGCGAUAGAAGUCCUCUAAAACUCCUGCAUGGUGUUGUUGUCAACAUACUAGACGUUCACGUCUGCAAGCUGCGUCUUGGGAGUCGCCGACCUCAUGGGUGCUUGCUUUGUCCGAAUUUGAGUCGCUUGCUCAUAAGCGUAACCAUAUUUCAACAGCUUAGCCUCGCUAUAAGCCGUCCCGACAAACGUGAUCCCAAA
Mixia osmundae IAM 14324 is the source of this 1320-nucleotide messenger RNA. RefSeq lists its product as uncharacterized. Lineage: Eukaryota; Fungi; Basidiomycota; Mixiomycetes; Mixiales; Mixiaceae. The coding region runs from base 5 to 1141 and encodes 378 amino acids. The record is from RefSeq and is a predicted model, not a curated record. The transcript is spliced from 7 exons.